Adineta ricciae is the source of this 1392-nucleotide messenger RNA. The record is from the annotation of a GenBank genome assembly. Lineage: Eukaryota; Metazoa; Rotifera; Eurotatoria; Adinetida; Adinetidae.
AUGCCAGAUAGGCAUCGCGUUGCGUUAAUAGGCAUUACUCAGCAACGUGCAAUAAAUCUUGAAUUCGAUGAGAAAAUGAAAUUUAAUUUGAUUAGACAAACGACCAGUCACGAUCAAUCUUACAAUGAUAUUGAGCCAUGUUCCUCCGAUCGAUGCCGAUUACCGUACUGUUAUUGUUCCAAUCAGACGAUACCAGGUGGAUUGACUGUUCGAAAUACACCUCAAUUCAUUGCCUUAUCAAUCAAUGGACCAUUAGACGAGAAAAACUAUGACACUUUAGAAGAGAUAUUCUUUUCGAGCAAAUACUUCAAUCCCGAUGGAUGUCCGAUCAGCGGUACUGUUUUCUUGAGAGGCCAUAAUCAGACAAAUUAUUGUUUACUUCGUAAUGUUUUACAAUAUGGAAACAUUGAAUUAGGUAUCACAUCGAAUUCCAGCGAAUGUCCAACCGUAGACUGCCGAGUGAAAGACAAAAAUGAUAAAAGUCCGUAUGUAACAUGGCGUUCGUAUCGCUUUUACAAUGAAACAAUCGAUUAUCGUCGUAUGAUUUCGAAGUUAACCGGUCUUCGUCCAUCAUCGAUCAUGGGUUAUCGUUCACCGAACUACGAAGUCAAUAACAAGCAAAUCCAUUGGCAUAUCUUACGUGAACAUCAAUUUCUCUACGACUCCACGUUGAUUACACGUGAAUGGGAUUCACCUUACUACAAACAACAACAACCAUCGCCAUUAACAUGGCCACAUACGAUGGAUUUCGAAGCAAACUAUGAUUGUUCUCAAGGUUGUUACACUCAAUCAUUUCCCGGCCUUUGGACCAUUCCAAUUCAUAUGUAUCAAGACUUCGACGGAAGAAAUUGUACAACCAUUGGCAGUGACCACUGUCGAGUACCACGUACACCCGAACGAUUCGCUCAAUAUCUCAAGCAUAAUCUCAAUCGACAUCUGUAUUCCAAUCAUGCGCCAUUCGUCAUGGCUUUCGAUAGUUAUUGGUUGAACGAGCCUUACAUGGGCUGGAGACAGGAAGGUUUGAAGUUAUUUAUUGAACAUACAUUACGACACCAUCCGAAUGAUGUUUAUUUCGUACGAAUGAUCGAUAUUAUCAAUUGGAUGAAACAACCGGUCAGUCUCAAGCAAAUGAAAGAAGGCUAUUUAGCUGAUAUUGGUCUGCGAGCGGGCUGUAGUGAGCAACAUGAUGUUGAAAUAGAAAGAAAAUGUAUCGACGAGAAAGAAAAGAAAAGCUCGAAAUCGAAUGCAACAAGUCAAGCGCGAUCAUUAUUAAUGAUAUUCGAUGCAGUCUCCGAACCGUUGUUUCGUUCAGAUAUUGUUUAUUAUGGCACAUUGAGUUUUUUUAUUUUUCUUAUAGUAACAUUUAUUUAUGAUCGGAUUUUUGCCUCGUGA